This is a messenger RNA of Impatiens glandulifera, 765 nucleotides long. RefSeq names its product CASP-like protein 2A1. NCBI's taxonomy places the organism in Eukaryota, Viridiplantae, Streptophyta, Magnoliopsida, Ericales, Balsaminaceae. The transcript is spliced from 3 exons. Bases 22 to 648 code for a protein of 208 amino acids. The record is from RefSeq and is a predicted model, not a curated record.
UUUCUGAUAUCUGUAUAGGUAAUGUCGCCGGGAAAGAUGAGAGAAGAUGAGAGGGUAUUGGGAAGUUUAUCACCUGCUCCGGUGGUUGCGGUGCAAGGCGGAGAUGAGAAGGCGGCACCGAUGAGGUCGGCGGAGACACUACUUCGGCUUUUGUCGGUUGGACUUUGUGUGGCAUCACUUGUUAUCAUGCUUAAGAAUUCUCAAACUAAUGAUUUUGGUUCUGUCUCUUAUCAAGACCUUGGAGCUUUCAAGUUCUUGGUGCAUGCAAAUGGAAUAUGUGCAGGCUAUUCACUUGUGUCAUCGGUUGUCACCGCCGUGCCCCACCCAUCCACUAUAUGUCGUGCCUGGACUUUCUUUGUUCUCGAUCAGGUGAUAACAUACUUCAUCUUGGCUGCGGGUUCAGUUUCAACAGAGGUAGCAUAUUUAGCGUAUAAAGGCGACACAUCCAUCACUUGGAGCGAGGCUUGUGGCUCGUUUGGUAGCUUUUGCCACAAGGCAACAGCCGCGAUAUCAAUAACAUUCGCGGUGGCUCUAUGCUUUGUGGGUCUUUCUAUCGUCUCUUCCUACAGGCUUUUCAGCAAAUACGACGCUCCAGCAGUUGCUUACAGUGCGAAAGGGUUAGAGAAUGGGACACCUAACCGGCCCUAAAUACAGUUGCUGUUCUAGUUAAAAUGCAAGUACAAUUUCAAACUUUUACAAAUUGAAAUGUUUUCGCUAUUAUUAUUAUUGUCAAAUUGCUUAUCUUGAAAAACAGUGUUAUAUGAA